AUUCGAAGUCACAUAAGUUUGCCAAUUUUCAAAGGGCGCAAGGCUACUGGUAAAGACAAAACAAAAAAACUAGUUGAGAAUGUGUUCACGACUUAUCUUGAAGAUCGUAGGGAACAAAGAGAGACAACUUACAUCUACCGAACCUCGAUUCAUUCGUUAUAUGAAGAUACAACAAUACAGUGUCCCACGGCGCUGCCUCCGAUCCAGGUAACAAGAAAUAAGCAAUUACAUAUUCUUACAAUAUUUGUGAGUGUAUCUUUAGACACAGGAUUCCUAGCUUCUGCCGUUAAACAUUUGUGAGUGGUAUUAUCAUUUAAUGCACGCAAGGCUAUCGCACAAUACCUGACAAUACCAAAAUGAUUAACAAGGUAGCGACGGCCAUUUCAACAAUUUACAACGAAAUGACUGCGUGUGGAGUUUAGCUGAGUUUUGAGGUCGUUCGAGUUCAUAAGUUAAGCUUAAUAAUUAUUAUUUAUACCGGCCGGUUGGGGUACAAAUGAUACAGGACGAACUGGAACUUAAAUGUCGCAGUUUUGUAUUAGAAAUUACCGUAGUUCAGGAGCUAGUUUCAUUUAAUAUAACAUCAAUUCAGUUUGGGGUUCUUCAACUCCAACAAAAGCUGUUUAAAACUUUUCCCAAGACUUAAGAUAGAAGUUUUGUUCAAAAGUUAAUCAGCAAGCUUUUCAAAUUAUUUGGCAUCAUAUUUAUUCAUGCUCAAUAGGCCAUUUUUUAUCAUUGCAGAAAUUAUGAAGCAUUGAUGAGUUUGCAGGAGAUACACGCCCAGGAAGACAUAUGCCUCUUUCAACUGAAAUCCAACCCUCUCACCCAUGAGUGGUGGAAGUGGGUUUAAGCAAGAAAUUUAAAGCCCUAUUUGAUGAUACACUAACCUUAGGGAGCAGGUGGUUAAAUUAACUAUAACUUUAAUUCUCACAACAAACAGUUUUUCCAGUUUUAAAGUUGCUGUUUGCCUACAUGUAAGCCAGUCAGAGACCGAAAUGUUUUUCAACUGUUUCUUAGAAGAUUAUGACCUAUCACUCUUUUUUCUUAAUCGCCCAAGCAAAACAAAUGACAGGAUGGCACAUUCAUCAUUGUUUAGCUGCACCUUUUCAGUGUGCAAAGAAAGUGGUGUCUGAUUGGUGAAUUCUGUUUUUAACUUGCUCGAUGGGCAACUGAUGUUUUUUGAGGAAUUUGAAUAACAGAAGAACUGUGAAAUCAAUUCUGCAUGUCAAAAAUCUUUUGGGGCUAGUUCAAAUGACGUCUGAGCUAGUAAAUGCUAGCUUCAGCUCGCCCGAAUGGCAAGCUGUAAAAAUGAUUUUCUUUGCACCCUGCUUUUUACAAAUAAAUUAAAGGAAAUUUUUUGUAUUCAACUGGUACACAAAGCAACAUUGACACAUGCCAUUUCUAAGCACUAAGAAUAAAAGCAAAAGAAGCUUUGGCAAGUGUAGCGUCUUUUCAUUUCCCAUUCAUCAAAUAAAUUAUCAUGUAUUAACAGCAUUACCCAGUAUAAUAUGUGAUGUAUGAGGGUUCCCAGUCCCCCGCAGCAUUUUUAAAGAUCUCAUAACAGAACUCGCUGCGUAUUAACCGCUCAAGAAGGCGGAGGUGUCAUGAAGGGACCACCUUCACUCGUGUCGCUGGGCUAAAAACAAAAAGGCUACCUUGUAUUAAUAAUAAUAAUAAUAAUAAACUUUAUUUUAAAAACAUAACAGUUAACCCUGAUAAGUCUAUGGCCAUCUAUAAUAAAUUGCAGACUUUUUCUGUGACAGGAAAGGAGAAUAAAAUUGUUGUUACUAGGCUAAGUACAGUUUACUAUUGGAAUAAAAAGUUACAAUGACUAUAUGCAACAAAGAUUAAAACUAUGAUAAAUGGCUAUAUGUGAUUAACAUUAUUAAAGUCUAUUUAAAAGGGACUGAACACCCCCUUUUUUGUUAUAUCUACUGGAAUACCAUUCCGUAGGCUAUGCAUGCUCCAUCUGUCUCCUGUUUGUAUAGUUAACACACAAGAUUAUGUGGGUCCUUUGUCUAUUUUGUAUGCAGAUCUGCUUUUGUUGUGAGGAUGGCCAUCAAUGUAUGAGUUAUCCCCAUUGCUUCUCUGGUAUAUAUUACAACAAUGUUGUUGGUAUGUUGUCAGUAUGUUUUUAGUAAUAAAUAGUUUGAACAGUCUUUUCAACAUUGCUUCUUUCUAACGUCUGCAUCGGUUGCUAUUCAGUUGAUGUUUUCAGAUGGUCAGCAGCAAGAAACUCAGCUCUAAUAUCAUGUUAUUGAUUUAAUCCUUAAGUUAGAGAACAGCUCCCAUUAUUUGAGCGGUAGUAAUGCUGUAAAAUAUUUCAAUUUUGCAAAGGUAUCUUUCUGCUGAUUAAAAGACAUCAACAUGCUUUUCAAUGAUGUUGUGAUGCAAUGGGAACAGGACAGAGACAGUAUUUGAGAUACUGAUAACCAUUUUGCUUUUGAAGGAUGAUAACAUUCUUGUACGACUUGGUGAUGUUCUCUCUAUAAAGUGCUCUCCAGAGUAAUGGGAGAAGCCAGAGAUGAUUACUCACUUAAACCUGUGCCAUUAUCAUAAAACUCAACAGUUGACUUGUCAGUUGCAUAGGGUUGAAGAUCGUUUUGUAAAUCCACGAACAAUACCACUCCAAGACCGAACCUUACGAAAUGCCAUUGAUAAUGACUUGGAAAGUGACAAUGAUCAAUUAAACUGAUUUCCAGCAAGGAAAGAUUAAUUUAUCCAUGUUGAAUUCACACAACAAAGCUGGUAUGUUAUUCAAGACAUACUGGAAUUGCAGAAUAUGAAGAAGAUCAUCACAGUUAUAGAUGCAAGUUUUUCACUGUACCUAACCAUUCAUAUAGUCAUUCUCCAAUUUCUACAGCAUCUGGUCAAUUUGCCUGACAAUUUCAGUUUUGGUUGUGGGUGUCUUGGGGAAAGACCAAUGCAGUUUAUAAUGGAGGUUUUGAUUUUCAGUAUGUAUAUGCUCCUCGAAUAAUUUUGAAUCUGUCGUAAACACGGAAAAUCUGUUGGCUAGCUUCCAAGCUGAUGAUUAACAGAACUGUUAUAGUAGCAUACAUACUUGAUUAAUCUUGGUAAUGAUGACGACGUACCUGGAGCACCAGCCUCUUUUGCAGUAAUACCAUUGGCACCGGUCACUUUGAACAAAGGCAUAGACUUCACUUUAUAUUGAAGCUGUUUACAUGGGGAUAAGCAGUUAAGGUUUAAUAUUUAUCUGACAGUUGUUCCUGGAAUCAGCAGUCGAGGACAAUGAAUGUGAAAUAUUGUUUAUGGAAUCUAUUCAGCAGUUCAGCACAGUCUAUCCAGAAGCUCAUGUGUGGUUGUUGAAGAAAUAG
Molecule: messenger RNA, 3335 nt
Organism: Porites evermanni
Lineage: Eukaryota; Metazoa; Cnidaria; Anthozoa; Scleractinia; Poritidae
Source: the annotation of a GenBank genome assembly